AUGAAACCAUAAAAGAGCAUCAUCAAAGAACUGAAAACUUACUAACAGGAUCUUUACAAAACAGGAAGAGAAGGGAGAUAAUUUAGUAUCAAUGAUUUUCCGAAUCUUUCAAGAAAACCCGUAGAAUGGACUGAUUGUGAUUAGUUCAUUAAACUUCGGCAAAUGAAAUGUGAUAAGAAAUUAGCCAUCAGACUUUGUUAAUAACACAAGAUCCAUAGAUCUGAUUAACAAUUUUUUGAUACGUUACAUAAUGUGAAUAUGGAAAAUGCUGGUUAUAAGAAGAUCUAAAGCUCAACUUCUUUUCUAUUAAGAUAGAUUAGAUAAAAUCAAUUUAUUAAACAAAAAUAUAGAAUGGAAUUCUAAGAGACUCAAAUUGACAACAAAAUGUCUUCAAUUUUGGAUGAUUCGUUUUAGAAAUUUUAAAAAUCUUUAGAUAAACAUUUGGAAAUAGAUAAAGAUUAAUCACAUAAAUUUAAUUUAAAAUAUAUGACCAAAGCGGAAUUAUAUUCAAAGUUGUAGCAAUUAAAUGUAAUUCCCAAAUAAAAUCUAUCCAUGGAUCAUUUACCUUCUAGCAAUUCCACUAAUUGCUUAAAUUUGGUCAUCCCUUCAGCAAAUUCAUUACAUAUUUCCCAAACUGAACGUAAAUUCUCAAAACCCUUUCUUCCAUAUUCUGGUAUAAGUAAAAAUAGAGGUUCCAAUGUUAGCAUUAAACAACAGUUUACAAAAUUGUAAAAUAAUCAACUUAACAUUCCGUCAUUUAAGUUGAUCAAAUAAAAUAAGUUAGGCAGGGCAUCAUUCAAUCCUCAAGUCGAUGUUGCUAAAGGAAUUAAAAGCAUGCACCACAUUGGACAUUUAAAUGAUGUGCCAGAGUUAAAAAAAUAACAUAGAAGACACUUUACAAAUUAUGAUAUAAACAUAAUCAACUUUUAAUGA
Messenger RNA from Paramecium tetraurelia, 933 nucleotides. RefSeq lists its product as uncharacterized. Lineage: Eukaryota; Ciliophora; Oligohymenophorea; Peniculida; Parameciidae. The transcript has 4 exons. The record is from RefSeq and is a predicted model, not a curated record.